Molecule: messenger RNA, 1209 nt
Organism: Colletotrichum higginsianum IMI 349063
Lineage: Eukaryota; Fungi; Ascomycota; Sordariomycetes; Glomerellales; Glomerellaceae
Product: Abhydrolase
Exons: 6
Coding region: 1-1209 (402 amino acids)
Source: RefSeq, a predicted model, not a curated record
AUGACGGUGCCGCUGUCGCCGAUGCUGCGGACCGCCGUCUGGGUCGUUGCGGCCCCCCUGGGCCUCUACUUUACUUUUCUCGCCCUCGGCGCAACGCCCUUCUUCCAACGACACUUUCUGUAUGCACACAAGAUCAACACCCUCUGGUGGCGCGACGUCAACGAGCCCGAGAGAUGGGGCUUUGCAAAGGGCCAAGUCACGCCUUUCUCGCUCGACACCCCUGACGGCGUUAGCCUGUACGCCUGGCACAUCAUGCCCUUGCCCGAGUACCUGAAACAGGAAGAAAGAUUCUCGGUGCAGAAGUCCGGCUUCUGUCAUGACUUCACCCAGACCGAGUCCUUCAGGGCCCUGAAAGAGGACCCCGAGGCUCGUGUCGUCUUGUACUUCCACGGUAACGCGGGAGAUGUUGCCCAGAACCACCGGCCAGGCAGCUACCACGUCAUCACAGACACCUCGUCGUACCAUGUUCUGACCAUCGACUACCGAGGGUUCGGCCACUCGACCGGUAUCCCCUCCGAGGACGGCCUCAUCCAGGACGCCGCCACCCUUAUCGACUGGGUCAUCAACUCGGCCGGCGUGUCUUCGGACCGCAUCGUCCUCCUGGGACAGAGCCUCGGCACAGCCGUGGCGAGCGGCGUCGCCGAGCUGUACGCGUCGCAAGGCAUCGAGUUCGGCGGCGUCAUCCUCGUCGCCGGCUUCAGCAACCUGCCCAAGAUGCUGAGCGGCUACCGCAUUGGUGGCCUCUUCCCCGUCCUGGGGCCCCUUAAAGUCUGGCCCGGCUUCCUCGAGUACAUGGAGACCUUCAUCUACGACAAGUGGCCCUCGGCCGACCGCCUCGAGAGCCUGGUCAAGCUGACCAAGAGGCGCCUCCGUCUGACGCUGAUCUCGGCCACGGACGACGCCGACAUCCCCUGGACUGAGAGCAGCAAGCUGUUUCGCUCGGCCGCCAACGCGACCGUCCCGGGCGGGCUCGACGACCACUCCUUCGAGGCUUGGAAGGAGGUGCGCACGAUCCACAAGGGCGACAACGCCUUUGUCACGACGUGGAACGCGGAGCCCAACGUCGUCAUCCGCCAGGAGAAGUUCCCUUACGGAGGACACAACGACAUCAUGGGAUACGCCCCUGUAAUCCUGGCCGUCAUGCGAUCUUUUGAUUUAGGAGGCACUGCGUAUGAUACCGCCAGUUCGGACAAUGGCAGGACGUUGUAG